AUGGCAUUUUUUCCAAAAAUUUUCCGUAAAAUCGGGGGGCCAACUUCACAGAGGUCAUCUUCGGACGAUUUAGGGACCGAUAUAAACAUCCUUAUUGACACCGGUGCAGAACCUAACUUGCUAAAGAUCGGAGCACUAGCAACCUCGACGAAUAUCAAUCCGAACGAAAUAUUAAAUCUGUCAGGAAUAACCGACGGUUACGUAGAAACUUUAGGUGCAGUCGAACUAAAUAUCCGCGAUAUAAUAGUUGAAUUCCACUUAGUCACCAACGACUUUCCGAUCCAACAGGACGCGCUAUUUGGAACAGAUUUUUUCGACACGCACGGAGCGACCAUAAAUUAUAAAAACGAGUGGGUCGAAGUAAAUAACGAAUUUUUUCAUUUCAUUAAUCGAGAGACGGUACUCUUACCCGGGAGAACAAACGUAGGAUUUUAUAUCAAGAUAAGAAACCAGGAGAUGAAAGAAGGUUAUUUACCAAAACUAAACACGAUAGAAGGAUUAUAUUUAGGAGGAGCAAUAGUAAAAAACGUAAACGGGCGAGCAUAUGUUAGAGCAAUAAACGCGAGGGAAGACGAUUUAGAAUUGGUAAUACCGACCGUAACUUUACUACCGAUCAAGGACGCGAAACCACUGCGAAGUACUUCAAUUACAGAAUACGACAAGCACAGGGAUAGCGUGAGCGAUGCGAUUCAUCCUCUGGUAAAAAACGGAACGUCAAUGAUAAAUUCUUAUAUCGAAAAUAAUUGCGUAAGAAUAGGGAAGGAAACCGUGGAGACGCUUCACGAACCUUCGACUUCGACUUCGGUCUUAGGACCGGGCGAAGACCAAAAAAAUCACCGCCAAUUACACAUGUUUAGCUCCGAUACGAUAUCAAAAGAUCCAAUAAAGUCAGACCCUCCUAUAAAUCCAACAUCGAAUCCAAAUAAUGACGAAUCAUUUUCCAGUAAGCCUAAAAGGCCGAUCCAAAUUCAAUUGAAUCCCAAUAUUCCUCGUCAAAAAGACGCUGAGAAUCCAAUCGAUGAUAAAUCAUUUUCCAGUAAGCCUAAAAGGCCGAUCCAAAUUCAAUUGAAUCCCAAUAUUCCUCGUCAAAAAGACGCUGAGAAUCCAAUCGAUGAUGAGUCAUCCUCCAAUAAGCCUAACGGGCCGAUCCCAUUUCAAUUGAAUUCAAAUAUUCCUCGUCAACAAGACGAUGAGAGUCCAAAUAACGAUGAAAACAAUUUAAAAAAUAAUGUGUCACGACUAACUAUUGAAAUUUCAGGAGAACCUUCGAAUAACCUUAACAAUGAAAGAAUUGAUACUGGAAUUAAAAAACUCAUGCGAAUAAAUUAUUCGGAUAAUACGGAAAACAAUAUAAGAAAUAUACGCGAAGAACGUUAUGACAAAAUAAUAAAUUUACUGCGAUUAGAACACUUGAAUCAGGAAGAAAGGGAAAGCGUUAACGAAUUAAUUAGGAAAAAUCAAGACAUGUUCCAUAUUCCAGGUGAGCCUUUAGGAGCCACAAAUACAAUUAAACACGGUAUAACCACCACAGACGACAUUCCGAUAAAUACGAGACAGUAUAGAUUUCCUCCGGUACAUAAAGAAGAAAUAGCUGAACAAGUAAAAGACUUGUUAGAUAACGACAUCAUAAAACCUUCUCUUUCACCGUAUAAUUCGCCAUUAUGGAUUGUACCCAAAAAGCCAGAUUCCAAAGGCAAUAAACGAUGGCGCACGGUCAUCGACUAUCGCGCGUUAAACGAAAAGACAGUAGGAGACGCAUACCCUCUUCCCAAUAUCACAGAAAUACUAGAUCAAUUAGGAAGCGCUAAAUAUUUUUCAGUAUUCGAUUUAGCCUCAGGGUUUCAUCAAAUAAAAAUGAAAGAAACAGAUGCCGAGAAAACUGCAUUUUCUACACCUUAUGGACAUUACGAAUUCACUAGAAUGCCGUUCGGACUAAAGAACGCGCCUGCAACUUUUCAAAGAUUAAUGGAUCAGGUUUUAUCAGGAUUACAAGGAAACGAACUUUUUGUGUACUUAGAUGAUAUAGUAAUCUACGGCAGUUCAAUACGGAAUCACGAAAUUAAAUUCAAUAUUUUAAUGGAAAGACUCAGGGAAGCAAAUUUAAAACUGCAGCCUGACAAGUGCGAAUUUUUAAAAAGGGAAGUUAUGUAUUUAGGUCACAUAAUUAGUGAUGACGGAUUAAAACCGGAUCCCAAAAAGAUAGAAGCAGUAAAAGAAUUUCCAAGACCUAAAAACGCUAAAAAUAUCAAACAAUUCCUCGGUUUAGCCGGAUAUUACAGAAGAUUUAUUUCCGAUUUUUCAAAAAUAGCGAAACCUCUCUCAAACUUACUAAAAAAAGGAAUACCGUUUCAUGGGAAAGAAUCACAGGAAAAAGCAUUUAUAGAAUUACGCGAUAAAUUAUGCAGUAAGCCAAUAUUACAAUACCCAGAUUUUACAAAACCCUUCGUGAUAACUACAGAUGCAUCUGGCUACGCGAUAGGCGGAAUUCUAAGCCAAGCGCAGAACAAAAUUAUUCAACUAUAG
Molecule: messenger RNA, 2523 nt
Organism: Athalia rosae (coleseed sawfly)
Lineage: Eukaryota; Metazoa; Arthropoda; Insecta; Hymenoptera; Athaliidae
Exons: 2
Coding region: 1-2523 (840 amino acids)
Source: RefSeq, a predicted model, not a curated record